Marasmius oreades (fairy-ring Marasmius) is the source of this 354-nucleotide messenger RNA. RefSeq lists its product as uncharacterized. The coding region runs from base 1 to 354 and encodes 117 amino acids. Lineage: Eukaryota; Fungi; Basidiomycota; Agaricomycetes; Agaricales; Marasmiaceae. The transcript is spliced from 2 exons. The record is from RefSeq and is a predicted model, not a curated record.
AUGCUGCUCAAACGCGUGUCACUGAUCCAAACUGCCGCCUUUCUCAAGCUCUGCUGUCAUUCAAUUCCAGCAAACACACCGUUGCCGCAAAGUGACGAAUCCAUGACUACCGAAUUCCAGGAUAAAUAUAUCUCUCGAGAUUCUCAGAACCUCAGAAAUAGCAGCCGCUUCAGUCUGGCAGGCAGCGGCUCUCACAGUCUCACACUCGUGAAGGCUUUGGAUCAAUUUCAAGCACCUUGCGGUGAUCGCUCAUACCAAGUGAAGUUUUCUGAAGUUGUCUCAAAAGCAUGUCGACCGCGAUUGUAUCUGUCGCAAGCAGCACCACCUUGUGUAAUUCAAGUUGUAAUGUACUAG